Leptonychotes weddellii (Weddell seal) is the source of this 1674-nucleotide messenger RNA. RefSeq names its product dipeptidyl peptidase 7 (gene DPP7). The record is from RefSeq and is a predicted model, not a curated record. Gene Ontology annotation, molecular function: dipeptidyl-peptidase activity; serine-type exopeptidase activity. NCBI's taxonomy places the organism in Eukaryota, Metazoa, Chordata, Mammalia, Carnivora, Phocidae. Gene Ontology annotation, cellular component: vesicle. Gene Ontology annotation, biological process: proteolysis.
GUCAUGUGACCGCGCCCCGCCGCCGAGCAGAGAUGGGCGCCCAGCUCCGGCCGGCCCUGCCCUGGGCCCUGACCCUGCUGCUGGCGCUGGAGCCGCGCAGCCCGGGGGCCAGGGCCCACAGGGUCCCGGGGAGCGACUUUCGGGAGGGCUACUUUGAGCAGCUUCUGGACCAUUUCAACUUCGAGAGGUUUGGCAACAAGACCUUCCCCCAGCGGUUUCUGGUGUCAGAGAAGUUCUGGAAGAGGGGCAGGGGGCCCAUAUUCUUCUACACGGGCAACGAGGGAAACGUGUGGUCCUUCGCCAACAACUCGGGGUUCAUCCUGGAGCUGGCGGCACAGCAGGAGGCCCUGGUCGUCUUCGCGGAGCACCGCUACUAUGGGAAGUCACUCCCGUUCGGCGAGCGGUCCACGCAGCGCGGGCACACGGAGCUGCUGACCGUGGAACAGGCCCUGGCCGACUUCGCGAGGCUGCUCGGCGCGCUGCGGAGGGACCUCGGGGCCCCGGACAGCCCCACCAUCGCCUUUGGUGGCAGCUACGGGGGGAUGCUCAGCGCCUACAUGAGGAUCAAGUACCCCCAUCUCGUGGACGGCGCGCUCGCGGCCAGUGCGCCCCUCGUGUCUGCGGCUGGCCUCGGCGACUCCUACCAGUUCUUCCGCGACGUCUCGGCGGACUUCGAGGGCCAGAGUCCCAAGUGUGCCCAGGGCGUGCGGGACGCGUUCCGGCAGAUCAAGGACCUGUUCUUACAGGGAGCCCAAGACACGGUCAGCCGGGAGUUCGGCACCUGCCAGCGCCUGUCCAGCUGGGAGGACCUGACCCAGCUCUUUGGGUUCGCCCGCAAUGCCUUCACCGUGCUGGCCAUGAUGGACUACCCGUACCCCACCGACUUCCUCGGGCACCUUCCUGCCAACCCAGUCAAGGUUGGCUGUGACCGGCUGCUGAGCGAGAGCCAGAGGAUCAAGGGGCUGGGAACACUGGCUGGGCUGGUGUAUAACUCCUCGGGCACAGCGCCCUGCUACGACAUCUACCUGCAGUACCAGGCCUGCGCGGACCCCACGGGCUGUGGCUCCGGCCCCAAUGCCAGGGCCUGGGACUACCAGGCCUGCACCGAGAUCAACCUGACGUUUUCCAGCAACAACGUGACAGACCUCUUCCCCGAGUUGCCCUUCACCGAGGCCCUCCGCCAGCAGUAUUGCCUGGACACGUGGGGCGUGUGGCCCCGGAGGGACUGGCUGCACACCAGCUUCGGCGGGGACGACCUCAAAGCUGCCAGCAACAUCCUCUUCUCCAACGGUGACCUGGACCCCUGGGCAGGGGGCGGGAUCCGGAGUAACCUGAGCACGUCGGUCCUUGCCAUCACCAUCCGGGGGGGGGCCCAUCACCUAGACCUCAGAGCGUCUCACCCAGAAGACCCGGCGUCUGUCCGAGAGGCUCGUGCGUUCGAGGCCAGGCUCAUCCGCGAGUGGGUGGAAGCAGCCAGACGCCAACAGCGGAUACAGGUGGCCCAGCGUGGGGGACGCGGGGGCUGAGGAGCGCUCCCCGGCCCAGGACCAGAGAGGGCAGCGUCUCAGAGGGCUCUGGGGCCGAGUGCAGCGCGGGCCAAGGGAGCAGACGUGGUGAACGCACUGCAGGCUCCCAAACCAGCCUCGCACAGAAUAAAACUGAGCCUUCAGUCUG